AUGAGUGGAGGAGAAGACACCAAGAACAGAGGAUUCGUUGUAGGUCACCAGCACCAUCCUCCUCCUCCUUCUCAGCCUCCCCAGUACGGUACCUUUCAAGGCGUCGCUAACUACCCGCCACCUCCGCCGCAGCCCGUCAUCGGCUUCCCUCAGCCGAUGCCACCUCCCGGCGCCGCUCACUCAUCCUCCCCCGGCGCCGCCUCCCAGUACUAUACCCAAGGCUACCAAACCGCCCCUGGAUAUGCCGUUGCUGAAGGAAGACCUGUGCGGGAGCGGCGACUUCCUUGCUGCGGUCUAGGUCUCGGCUGGGUCUUGUUCAUCAUUGGUUUCUUUCUUGGCGCCAUCCCCUGGUACCUUGGGUUGUUCGUUCUACUCUGUGCACAGAUAGAUCCCAGGGAGAAACCUGGAUACGUUGCUUGUACAAUUGCUGCUGUGGUUGCGACAGUUGCAAUCGUCUUUGGAGCCACAAAGGGUGCCAAUGUAUGGUGA
This is a messenger RNA of Linum trigynum, 489 nucleotides long. NCBI's taxonomy places the organism in Eukaryota, Viridiplantae, Streptophyta, Magnoliopsida, Malpighiales, Linaceae. The record is from the annotation of a GenBank genome assembly.